CAGGAAGCCAAACUGUGGCGUGAGGUUGAGCUGCUGCGGCGAUGCACCCACCCCAACAUCGUCCAGCUGCUUGGCGUCAGCUCAGAGCCUCCCCGGCUGAUGCUGGUGACGGAGCUGCUGGAAGGGGGCAGCCUGCAUGAGCGGCUGGCAUCCCCAGCGCUGCGCUGGCACGAGAAAGGAGGGCAGGCAGCACUGGAUGUGGCACGUGCUGUGGCCUUCCUUCACCAGCUGUCCAUUGCCCACCUGGACAUCAAG
Chlorella variabilis is the source of this 255-nucleotide messenger RNA. RefSeq lists its product as hypothetical. The annotation marks the transcript as partial. The transcript has 2 exons. NCBI's taxonomy places the organism in Eukaryota, Viridiplantae, Chlorophyta, Trebouxiophyceae, Chlorellales, Chlorellaceae. Gene Ontology annotation, biological process: protein phosphorylation. Gene Ontology annotation, molecular function: ATP binding; protein kinase activity. The record is from RefSeq and is a predicted model, not a curated record.